Molecule: messenger RNA, 3018 nt
Organism: Alternaria novae-zelandiae
Lineage: Eukaryota; Fungi; Ascomycota; Dothideomycetes; Pleosporales; Pleosporaceae
Exons: 3
Coding region: 1-3018 (1005 amino acids)
Biological process (GO): actin cytoskeleton organization
Cellular component (GO): plasma membrane
Molecular function (GO): protein binding
Source: RefSeq, a predicted model, not a curated record
AUGGCGCAACGAACCCACACCGAGGGCUGCCGGCCUGGCGAUACCCUCGUCGUAGUGCACGAGUUCCUCGCCCGCAGUCCCGACGAGCUGAGCCUGAGGCGCGGAGACCGCAUCGAGCUGAUUGAGCGCGACGACGACUUUGGCGAUGGCUGGUUUCUAGGCAAGAACACCGAGACGGGAGAGAACGGCCUGUUUCCUGAAGUAUACACACGGCCAGCACCCAAACCGACGCCCAUCCCGACCAUGCUCUCGCGCAAUCCCUCGCAAAUGUCCGUGCAAUCAGAAAAACCAUCGCCUCAGCCCGGCAUGGCCGUUUCUGAGCCGCCGACCACCGCCGCACAGCCACCAGCUUCCACGAGCGCCCCUCCACCUUUAAAGUCUGCACCCACAGAGCCCCUGAACAUCGCGUCGGGACCAGAAGUUGCUCGCCGAACAUCUAUACAAAAUGGCCCGCGGAGCAUCAGCAUGACGUUGAGCGGGGAGGCGCCACCAGAAGACGAGACGAUAGGAAGCCCCGUCAUGCACGAAACGCUGAGCGUCAUCGACGAGCACAUCACGGGCAUGAGCACGCCGCGCCACAGCGCCGUGGGCAAGGAGAUACGGUCCAAUGACUCGGGAAGCGAAUACAGCAGCCACCACCGGCUGUCAUACAUCAACGGGCAGGAAACCGACGAGGAGGAGCAGAGCUGGCACACCGAGGAGGAGGUCAAGACAUGGUCGCCUGCGCGCGUCGCCGAAUACCUCGAGGACGCGGGCGUGGAGAAGAAGCACUGCGAUGUGUUCCGCGACCAAGAAAUCGAUGGCGAGGCGCUGCUGGGCGUGGACCGCAACUUCAUCUUCAUGCAGGAAUUCAAUCUGGGCCCCAUGGGACCACGACUGCGCACGUGGAUGAAGAUUAACGCCUUGCAGUCCGAGGUCAAGAACGCGAAGGAAGCCGAAGCUGCAAGGACGACCCUUCUCCUGCCGCCUUCAGAUAGCCCAGACGAGUUCCCAGCCGAUAUGGGAAGGAGCAGGGCUGCAUCAACUGGGGCGGUCCUUCCUCGCAUACCGACGCUCAGGGAAAGCAUCGGAUCCCGAGGCAACACCAGCCGUCAGCACAUCCCACGUGCAGCCUCAUCCGCCGGCCGAUCGUCUACCAUCGACGCGACCUCUCCACUGAUCCAGCACACGCCCGCCUCACCUACGCCCGGUUCGCCUAGACGACCCUCCGCUGCUUCCGUCCGAAGUAUGAACCACAGCAGACGCCACUCUUCUAUCGAAUACGGGCAGGGACCACCCACGCCUAGUACGCCCAGUUUAAUGAAGCCGCCUACAUCUGCACCCAUGGCCGCCCACGCACACAGGAAGACGCCAUCAUUCGACCGCAACUGGACCAUGGGUUCGACAUCGCUGUCCAAGUCCGUACAAGAUAUCGGCAGACCGGUCUCAUCACAUCACCAUCAUGCUUCAAGUACCAACGGAACUACGUUCGACUUCCGCGAGGCCGGCUUAGGCUCCGGGGAUCUCGACCGCGGCUACUUUUCCGGAGGCGAGGUCGACAACCGCAAGAGUAGCAGGAACGUUCUGCGCAAGAGAGAAAGCGCCGCGAGCCAUUCACGCAAUGCUAGUUACACGACCGAAGGCGCACAGCGCGCGUCGUUCAGUCGCCGACACAGCCGAAUCGGCAGCGCAGAUUCGGCUCUCCGGCCAGCGAGUCCAAUUUCCGCUGCCGCGAAACAGUACUACGGUACCAGCACCAAAAGCGAGCGCAGCUCUAGUGCAUUCGACUUUGUGCGCCCUCUCAAGCCAGCAAGCGAAACGCAUCCAACCGUGACCAAGCUCUCAUAUGAUGCGCACAGCAUUGACGCCAUUGCAAAUUCGCCCCACGUCGCAGGUAGCGAGACCUCAAGCACAGGUCGUGCAUCACCUUCGCCAGCUGCUGUACCAUCUCAUACGCGCUCGUUCUUCAGCAGUAAAAAGGGAUCACAAUCUAGGGGUCUUCGAGCGAUAUCAGACGCGAUAACCGGCGGCGAGAAGGCGAAUUUGAGCUCCGCCGAUGUUUCCACCACACAACACAAGGACUCACCGAUGCAGUCACCCUCGCGGACGGGAUCUAGCACACCCUCUGGAACAUCACUAUCGAAGAGUUUCGAGCUUGAAAAGGCCGAUAACAACAGGCGGUUUACCGCUGGCUCGACCACGCCCAAGGACGCAAAGAAAAAGGCCAAGAAGCAUGGCACUAGUGCAUAUCUCAAGGGCCGUCAGCAGAUCACCCCGCAACAAGCCAUGGAGAACUGCGACUACAGCGGCUGGAUGAAGAAGAAGUCUUCGAGUCUUAUGACGACAUGGAAGACGCGCCUAUUCGUGCUUCGUGGCCGCCGCCUUGCCUACUACUACACGGAGAAUGAUACCGAAGAGAAAGGUCUCAUCGACAUAUCGUCGCAUCGCGUGCUACCAGCGAACAACGAGAGGAUGACAGGCCUCCAUGCGUCUCUAACAGGUGCGGCCAACUCACCUACAUCUCCGCACAAUGCCACCAUACAGACAACGGCAUCUGCGGAUAGCGCCAAAGGCAUUCCAGGUCUGGAAGAAGACGUCUCAGGCAUGUUCAUCUUCAAGCUUGUACCACCUCGUGCAGGGCUACAGAAAGGUGUCCAGUUCACCAAACCCAUUGUGCACUACUUCGCGGUCGAUAGCCUUGCCGUGGGCCGACUCUGGAUGGCUGCGCUCAUGAAAGCCACAAUCGACCGAGACGAAGCCCUUCCCUUUACAACCACCUACCAGCAAAAGACCAUCUCACUGGAAAAGGCACGCGCGAUGCGUCAACGGCCACCAAACCUCAUGGACGAAGACGGAAUCGAAGAUGCCGAAAGGAAGAGCGAGAUCUCGAAAGAGAGCAUCCAAGAAAGCACCAUUCACGAAGAAGACGAGAAGGGCCUCGCGAUAUCGGGACUUGAUGACGCGAAGGCGCUGUUGGCGUACGCCGAUAGCCCCGAGGAACACAAACACGACAGCACCGCAACGGCGAUUGCGAUGUAG